Molecule: messenger RNA, 783 nt
Organism: Vicia faba (fava bean)
Lineage: Eukaryota; Viridiplantae; Streptophyta; Magnoliopsida; Fabales; Fabaceae
Source: the annotation of a GenBank genome assembly
AUGGACAUCCACUCUCUUGUUAAUGCUGUGGAUGAUGUCAUCAUAAGUAAACUUGGAAGUACUUUUGCUACGUCCUUACAUAUGCAAGAUGAUCAUAAGUUAGUACAUGUAUCUGAUGAGGAUGAUAUUGGUGGCUGUCAUGUUGGGGAGGGGCAUGAAUGUGAUGGUUUUGAACAAGAAACCAAACUGAAAUUGACGAGCUUGAAGGAGUAUUCAACAUUUCCUUGUCCUGAUAUGGUGUUGCCUUCAAGCUCUUCUGAUGAUGAGGAGGCUGAUACACCACUGACAAAAUCACCCUCUAACCAAUCUCUGCAACAAAGUUACUCGUGCUCGGCAUCUCAGCCAGCAUCUCCAAAACUUGUAUCUGCAAUGAAGGGUAGCCGUGAGAAACUCGGGGGGUUAGAAACGAAAUUGUCUGUUAAAUGGGCCUCUGAUGUGUAUGAUCCGAUACCAACAUUAUCGUCACAUACUGUGAGAAUCAAGAAACAACCUAAAUCUAGGAUCAAGAAGAGUGAAAAGAAGUAUGUAAAGAAAGGUCAGAAGGGCACCUAUUCUAAAGGAGGUAGCGGCAAAGAUAAGAAGCAGCACUAUCGCUAUAGCUGGCCAGAAUCUUGUGGCAAAGGAUUUGAUGCUUCAAAGGAAUUAAAUAAUCUUGAUGUUGUUGGCCAUGAUUCAUACCAUGAAAUUAGCAACUCUAAAAUACCAUCUACAGAAAAGCCUUGUCAUGUGGGAGAAGCGUUUAGUAACAUCCUUGAUUUUGUCUCCUAUAUCAAGAGUUCUUAA